This is a messenger RNA of Condylostylus longicornis, 1152 nucleotides long. RefSeq lists its product as uncharacterized. The transcript is spliced from 3 exons. The record is from RefSeq and is a predicted model, not a curated record. Bases 1 to 1152 code for a protein of 383 amino acids. NCBI's taxonomy places the organism in Eukaryota, Metazoa, Arthropoda, Insecta, Diptera, Dolichopodidae.
AUGUUCGUUAACCUGCAACUUUCAAAAAUGAAAGACAUUGGUAAAUUUACAGUAAUACUUGGUAAAAACAUUGUAUAUUAUACAACAUUAACUCAACAAGAUUGGAUAUUGGAUCAUAAUUUUAAUUUAAUUGAACUUACACGUGGUGAUAAAACAAUGAAAAUUUUAUUAACAUUAAGUGCCAUUUUUUUUGUUGUAAACACAAGGCAAACUAGUAAGAUAGAAUACGGUAAACAACGAAGUUUUUUUCUGACAGGCGAAGCAAUCAAAGAACGUUCAAGAUUUCACAACAAUAAAAUUCAUACUGAUUACUAUAAUCAUGGAUACAAAGCAUUCGAAUCUUAUCCAGACAAUGGAUUAUUCAGGGAACAGUUGCAAUUUAUUCCUGAAAGUACAUCACAAAUUUUAUUUCCAACUCCAUUACAUAAUUUUAUUCACCCCGGAGGAAUCUCCACUUAUUCUGCAAACUAUCCACAAUUUUACCUACCCAAACAGGUAUAUGCAAAAUAUGAUGAAGAAGUCAAUCAGCAAAUACCAUUGAACUUAAAUAAUCCUCUUGUUAUAUCAAUAGCUAGACCUGUUCAAAUAUUUUCUACUUUACAAGCGCCAUUAAGAGGGCAAGUUCAUUUUAAUUCUCAGACAACUGUUCCAGUUCCACUGUCGUCUGCAUUUCCUCUAGAGCAAAUUGGAAAAACUUUGACGCAAAUUCCUAUUGCACCGGGAAACUCGGAUGCAUCUCUACCUUUUUUACUUCCAAGCAGGUUGAUUGUGUCACUUCAAGUUCCAUAUAUUAUUAGACCAAACCCGCAGAUACAAUCAAAAAUUAAUACAAUUCGGGACUCAUUAAUUACACCAAGAAUAAAUUAUACACUUGUUGCUGUGGCACCUCCUAUUUUAUCCAGAGAAACAGCGCAAAAUUCACUCUCUCUACCAACAAUUGCAACAAAUGCCAACAUAUUUUGGAGACCGUCAAACAAUUCUUUUUUUCCAGCCGUAACUUUUAACAAACCAUCAAUUACCUUACAGCCACCAUUCAACAAAUCAACAGACUUGAAUGAAUUUGGGAUAAUAACCGAUUACAACAACGAAGGUAAACUGGAACGGAAUCAAAACACUUACGAUAUUUCUGGGAAAGGAUAUAAAUAUAAAUAA